AUGUCAGAAGACGCAGAAAAAUUCAAAAGAUAUUGCCAACAGUUAGAAAAAUAUGGACAAACGGAAACUGUUCAUUCUCCAGUGAUGGCUUUGUUGCGUAGAAAAGCUCGAAAACAGCUUCUAUCGCUUAUGAAACAAGAUAUCGAUUGUUCAAGUAGCAUCAACAAGUUAUGGAUCGUCGGAUACUAUCAUCCGUUUCAGUUUUUCAUCAGGGAAGACGAUAACUCGAUGGAAACCGUCACUCUGCUGACAAUGUUCUGUGGAGAACUUCAAGAAAUGUUAUUUUUCACAACGAAAAACGAGUAUUCAGCACUCUGGAAUCUCUUCAUUGCUGAUCUUCACCGAUAUAUGCCAGAUGGAGAAAUUCAGAAGCUUCUGGCGCCUGGGUUCUAUUCGAGAGCUAUCGAGUUGGAUUCAAGACAUGGAAGAGCUUUCCAUAUGUUGUCUGUAACUAUGAACGGCGCCGAUUAUGCUACUAAACUGAAAUUGAUGGUUUUAAGUCAACUGGCUGAAAUUCCUCAAAAAAAGAGCUCGGAUUUGAAUGAUUUUCUCGGCAAGGCUGACGGAGAUAAGUUCCUCACGGAGUUCUGUAAUUGGGCGUUGAAUGAGAAUCCGAAACGUGUGGAUCAUCAGCUCGCUGGACUUAAAUUGAUAAAUCAGUUCAAAACGGAAGUUGAAAGUGAAAAAGAUUGGCCGAUGAUACUGGGAGUUUGCCGAUUAGUUGCCAAGUUGGCUUAUAAAAAAUUUGGAUACAAUCAAUUUCUUGACUGCUUCGACGUUAUUUCAUCGUUUUAUUUGGAGUAUUAUUCAAAGUCAGAAACCACAAAAUCUCUGCUUUCUGAAGUGAUUUUAUGGAUUUGCGAUGCUGGAGAAGUGUUUGGAAGUGAGAAUCUGGUAAAGAAAGAACCAUAUUUUCUUUCUUUGUCUGUUUUUGCAAAAGCAAAGUGGAAUGAACUCAACGAUUUGGUCAUGGAUCAUAUCAACUCCUUGUUCGCUUCAGAACAUCUUCUGGAAGACUCUUCUACUCCAAUUCCAAUGAUAAAUAGUUCUGAGCCAUCUAUCCAGAUAUUGAGUCAACUUGUUCAUAAUCUCCUUCGAAUCGGUCACCCAACAAUGGAACUUUUGAAGCAAAAAGGCCAACCCCUCCUCCGUCGAAUCAAUCAAACCGAAUCGAAACGUAUGGAUAUUCCAAUAGAGGCGCUCGCUGAGAAAAUCAGUGAUUUGUCGAAUCGCGAGGAUUGGCGACCUGUUUAUGUGCUCAUGGAUACUGACACAAUACUCAACAAAACUAGAUUUGCUCAUAAGAUUUGGGAUAUUGAUGAUUUCAUUUGCAUUCUUCCGUCGAAUGUUCUCGAUGAGUUGGAUAAUCAAAAAAUGAGAAAUAAGGCGGUCCGACCAGUCAUUCGAUCCCUGAUGGAACUACAAGCCGAAGGAAGAAUCAUAUUGAAAAAGUGUACCGACGAACGUCAUUGUGCUGAACAACUGGUGCAGAGUGCGAAAGGAUCUUCCGAAGAUCACAAGAACAUCGUCGCAUUUCUCUGUAAGAAACCAGAAGAAGAAGAACCGAUGGAGGGAGUCACUUUCUAUGAAAUCAAGCAAUUCUACACGAAAUAUCUGGAGUAA
This is a messenger RNA of Caenorhabditis remanei, 1623 nucleotides long. RefSeq lists its product as uncharacterized. Bases 1 to 1623 code for a protein of 540 amino acids. The transcript has 6 exons. The record is from RefSeq and is a predicted model, not a curated record. Lineage: Eukaryota; Metazoa; Nematoda; Chromadorea; Rhabditida; Rhabditidae. Gene Ontology annotation, molecular function: protein binding.